Messenger RNA from Oldenlandia corymbosa var. corymbosa, 804 nucleotides. The record is from the annotation of a GenBank genome assembly. NCBI's taxonomy places the organism in Eukaryota, Viridiplantae, Streptophyta, Magnoliopsida, Gentianales, Rubiaceae.
AUGCCUCCCAUUCGUCGCGCCACGUGGCAAAAGCGAACAGAUGAUGGGACCAUGAAUAUUUCGCAUAAGGGGAAUGCGAAAAAUAUGAAACUGUCUAGGGCGCGUCACGAACUGGACUCCCGUAUAGUGGAGUAUUCGCAUAAGGGGAAUGCGAAAAUUAUGAAACUGGCCAGGGCACGCCACGUGGCGUCAUCUAGCCGGCGCCUCCUACCUCCCCAGCUUUCUCCCCGUUUUUCAGCCAUUGUUCCUGGCGCCUCCUCCACUAGGAUGAGAAAACCUAUGGUCACCCAGGAUACUGGCGGGCCAUCUUCUACCCAGCAUGUGUCUCCUUACCGUCCAGCAUCGCCACACCACCAUCCCUCUCCUCCAUUUGAGCAAAUGCAUUUUGAUUCAGGUUUUAUUAAUCUAGAUCCUAAUGCGGGGGGUUUCUUUGAGACUAGUUACGAGGGUGGUCAUCAUAGUCAGCAUCUAGGCGGUGACCAUAUCCAUAAUGAUCAGGAAGAUGAUCAGGAUCAUGAGGAUAAUCGGGAACAGGAGCAUGAUGAUGAGAGCACCAAUGAUUCUGAUGAUGCUGAGCAUUCCUCUCAUGAUCAUGAUGAGGGUGCUGAUCAGGGACAGGGCCCUACUAAUGGUACCAUGCCUUUUACACCGAUUGCUUUGGGACUGAUUAUGUUAAAUGGAAGCAAGAAAACAUUAUUGUUCCUGAUGGUGUCAGUGCCAACCGUCAACCUGGAAGAGCCUUCUUGGAAACAAUCUCUUCAGAGCGUUUUAUUGAAGCACUUUCUUGUUCAGUGUUCAUUGUAG